This is a messenger RNA of Sorex fumeus (smoky shrew), 870 nucleotides long. RefSeq names its product protein phosphatase 1 regulatory subunit 17 (gene PPP1R17). The record is from RefSeq and is a predicted model, not a curated record. The coding region runs from base 1 to 717 and encodes 238 amino acids. NCBI's taxonomy places the organism in Eukaryota, Metazoa, Chordata, Mammalia, Eulipotyphla, Soricidae. Gene Ontology annotation, molecular function: protein phosphatase inhibitor activity. Gene Ontology annotation, biological process: regulation of phosphatase activity. The transcript has 6 exons.
AUGCUGCUGGGAGAUCACCUCAGUCAGCAGGAGGAUCAGGCACAUAGCAAGCCACAUGUCAAUGUCAGCAAUUGCCACUACCAUUCUUAUUCUUAUCAUGAUACUACUCUAAAUGGCGGCAGGGAGAACUGGAGCCGAGCAGCCAGAGCCACUGCUGCAGAGGAGCCGGCCCAGCCUCGGAGCAAGCGCACUCUCCCCGCGCCUGUCUUCUCAACCCCGCACCUGAACACACUGUGCUGGGGAAGAAAUCAUCUCUUGGUGAUGUCCACUGAGAAAAUGGAGCCAUUAGAGCUCUCAGAAGACAGGCUGGACCAGCUCGACCCACGUUGUAGCCACUUAGAUGACCUUUCGGACCAGUUCAUUAAGGACUGUGAUCUUAAGACAAGAAAGGGAAAAAAUGGGCAAGUCACCCUGAAUGUUGAAUCAGAUAAGAAAAAACCAAGAAGAAAAGAUACACCAGCACUACAUAUCCCACCUUUUAUACCAGGUGUGUUUUCGGAACAGUUAAUUCGAAGAUAUGAUGUUCAAGAGAGGUACCCAAAGGAUAAGAAUCCUGCUCUUCAUAACACUGACCUGGAACAGAAAAAACCAAGGAGAAAAGACACACCUGCUCUGCACGUGUCCCCCUUUGUAGGAGGUGUGACACUGCUCCGGGAUGAGAGACCCAAAGUGAUCAUGGAAGAUGAGGAGAAGGAUAGUGACAAGAUACCUAUUUAAAGCUAUGUCCCCUGAGAUCACAUGUAAAUAGGUUAGAUUGGUUCCCAAUGGUGACCUAGGGAAAAAAUAGACUUGGUUCUGCUCCCUUUUUGAAAGUCUGCCUUUGAGAUCUGGAUUCCUUUUCCCCCAGGAGGCAUUCUGUAUCAGAUUGCU